Messenger RNA from Pseudogymnoascus verrucosus, 861 nucleotides. RefSeq lists its product as uncharacterized. The record is from RefSeq and is a predicted model, not a curated record. The transcript has 2 exons. Lineage: Eukaryota; Fungi; Ascomycota; Leotiomycetes; Thelebolales; Thelebolaceae. The coding region runs from base 1 to 861 and encodes 286 amino acids.
AUGGCGACCGAACCCCCCCAUCCAUUGUGGCUCAAAAUUGUUCUUGGCUUCCAGCUGUUCUUCGCCCUCGUCACUCUCGCCCUCUCGGCGUAUGCUCUCUCCGUCGUCGGCUCCUACAGCGGCUACGGCCUCAACAUCUUCACCUCAAUCGCGACCUUCGCGUACAUCGGCUACAUCGUAGCCUACACUUUCUACAUCCCGACCAUCUACAACAUCUACAUUUCCCUCGGUUCGCAGGCCUUCCUAGCAAUCUUCUGGCUCUCCACUUUUGGUACAAUUGCCGCGCUCGCCGCCGCUUUUGGAGCCGUCGAGUCAUAUAGUAGCUAUAGCGGCGGCUACUACUAUAGAUAUAGCAGUGGGGCAUCCGACAGUUGGACGACCGUCGGGGACGUCACGAAGGCCCUCGCCGCGCUCACGGCGUUUAUCUGGGUCUCCUUUGUCGCUACUCUCGUCUACACCACCCUCGUAGCUAUCCGCCAAAACCGCGAUACUAGCGCCGCCGCCGCCCCCGCCGCAAUCGAGGAGCACAAGUUGGGUCCCGUCGGUGGCCCAACACCCACUUCUUACCAGCCGGUUGAGCAGUACGCCCAGCAGCCGCAGUACGCCGCUCCCUACGCCACCCCCGGCGCUGAGUACCCCCCGCAGCAGCAGCAGUUCCAGGAGCAGCCAACGGGAUACCCCCAGCAGACUGUCAGCCCAGGCCCAUAUCAGCAGGCCCCUGUCCAGUACCCGCAGCAGACUGGGAGCCCAGCACCAUACCAGCAGAGUGUGAGCCCAGCACCAUACCAGCAGUCCCCCGUCCAGCACCCGCACCAGACCGGGAGCCCCGCAGCGGCAGGUAAUAUUCAGGAGGCGCCCUAA